AUGCUCGCCGGCGCCCUCUCCUACUUUGGAGGCCUCGCCACCUUUGGGCAGGUCCUCUUCGCCCUCCCCAUGGCCCUCGACCUCCUCGGGCCGCCCUCGUUCCUCCUCCUCUCCCUCCUCUUCACCCUCCACCACUUUGGUUAUAGCACUCUCCGACUGCUGCUCAAGAACACAGUCUUCGCGCCACUCAUCACCGUGUUAUCCUUCUUCUCGCCCCUCAUCAGCGGCCUCUGCGUUCUCCUCACAUUCUACUACUACAUCACGCCCCCAGAGAACUCGCGCUUCGGGCACGUCCUCGUCAACGUCCUCCCGUACCUGUACGCGAGCGUACUGCGCUGGGUAUCGCCUCUCUUUACCCUCAUUGAAGGAAUCUCGACGCUUCUCGUCAUCCAGAUCACGGGCCGGAUCGGCAAGGGCUGGACUGCCGAUGACGACAAGGAGGAGGGUUUCGAGUGGCGCGGACUCGUGGGGCUCGUUUUCUCUUCGCUCGUCUACUCAAGCGCUUUGUGGCUCAUCGUGUACGCGUUCCCAGACAUGCCCUUCCCGGCAUUCCUCCUCGGCGUUGCGCUUGCGGCUACAGUCUUCCUGAGUGUCACGGGCUUCACCCUGCGGCGAACAAACGUCAUCGAGACGGCGUUCGUCCUCCUCUACGUCGCGUAUUCAGCGUGGUUGUCCGGCGUGGAGAGAGCCAUGGAACCCCGCCAGUUCGGCACCGGAUGGCUCUCGCACGACUGGGCAGUCCCGAAGAGUGUGUCAGCGCCUAGCGUCAACGCGCUGGCGCACUACGCCGUCGGCUCGGCGAUCGACAGCGUGUGGGCCGUCGCGGGCGCGCUGCCACCGCACGUCCUCCUGUCUCUCAUCUACCGCGUAGUUGUGCUGCACUUCGCCGCUCGCAUCGUGCCGAUGAUCCGCCGCGGUUGGGAGGAUGGGAGCGACACCGCGGGACCCAACUUCUGGGACGGCCGGAGUCUUGGCGAGGAACCAACUAACAUGCGCAUUACUACGAUCGUGUUGUCGUACCGCCGUGCGAUCCUCAUCGCCGUGUACACCCACCUCCUCCUCCUCGACGCCGGGUCACAAACGUGGUGGCGGUGGGUCAACAUCGCGCUGUUCCUGUCUGUAUGGAGCCUCGAGUUGCUGCUCGACCCCGACGACGACGCGGAGAGCGUUAAGCCCUGGAAGACCGACUAG
Cutaneotrichosporon cavernicola is the source of this 1191-nucleotide messenger RNA. RefSeq lists its product as uncharacterized. Bases 1 to 1191 code for a protein of 396 amino acids. The record is from RefSeq and is a predicted model, not a curated record. Gene Ontology annotation, biological process: endoplasmic reticulum inheritance. NCBI's taxonomy places the organism in Eukaryota, Fungi, Basidiomycota, Tremellomycetes, Trichosporonales, Trichosporonaceae. Gene Ontology annotation, cellular component: perinuclear endoplasmic reticulum; cortical endoplasmic reticulum; endoplasmic reticulum membrane. The transcript has 5 exons.